This is a messenger RNA of Gastrolobium bilobum, 2362 nucleotides long. RefSeq names its product double-strand break repair protein MRE11. Gene Ontology annotation, biological process: mitotic G2 DNA damage checkpoint signaling; telomere maintenance; meiotic DNA double-strand break formation. The transcript has 21 exons. The coding region runs from base 13 to 2169 and encodes 718 amino acids. The record is from RefSeq and is a predicted model, not a curated record. Gene Ontology annotation, cellular component: nucleus; Mre11 complex. Gene Ontology annotation, molecular function: DNA endonuclease activity; manganese ion binding; 3'-5'-DNA exonuclease activity. Lineage: Eukaryota; Viridiplantae; Streptophyta; Magnoliopsida; Fabales; Fabaceae.
GUUUCAGCAUCGAUGGAGGACACUUCGAACACAGUUCGAAUACUGGUAGCUACGGAUUGCCACCUAGGGUACAUGGAGAAGGACGAAGUACGACGCCAUGACUCUUUCCAAGCAUUCGAAGAAAUUUGCUCCAUAGCUGAGCACAAACAGGUUGAUUUUCUUCUACUCGGAGGUGACCUUUUCCACGAGAACAAGCCUUCCAGGUACACCUUAGUCGAAGCCAUCAAGAUUCUCCGUCGACAUUGCCUCAACGAUGGACCUGUUUCCUUCCAAGUUGUCAGCGACCAAACCGUAAAUUUCCAGAAUGAAUUUGGUCAUGUAAAUUAUGAAGAUCCUCACUUCAAUGUUGGUUUGCCUGUCUUCACCAUUCACGGAAACCAUGAUGAUCCAGCUGGCGUGGACAACCUUUCUGCAGUUGAUAUUCUCUCGGUAUGCAAUCUAGUCAACUACUUUGGGAAAACAGUUCUUGGGGGUUCUGGUGUUGGUCAGAUCGCUAUCCACCCUAUUCUUAUCAAAAAGGGUUCAACAGCUGUAGCUCUGUAUGGUCUGGGGAACAUUAGAGAUGAAAGGCUUAAUAGGAUGUUUCAAACACCACAUGCUGUGCAAUGGAUGCGACCUGAAUCUCAGGAAGGGUGUCAAGUGUCUGAUUGGUUCAACAUUCUGGUACUUCAUCAGAACAGAGUGAAAACAAAUCCAAAAAAUGCAAUAAAUGAGCACUUCUUGCCACGCUUCCUAGACUUCGUUGUGUGGGGGCAUGAGCAUGAGUGUUUGGUUGACCCACAGGAAGUUCCAGGGAUGGGGUUUCACAUUACGCAACCAGGGUCAUCAGUUGCAACAUCACUUAUUGAUGGUGAAUCAAAGCCAAAGCAUGUACUUCUUCUAGAAAUUAAGGGAAAUCAGUAUCGUCCAACUAAGAUACCUUUGAUGUCUGUGCGGCCUUUUGAGUAUACAGAGAUAAUACUAAAAGAUGAGCCUGAUAUUGAUUACAAUAAUCAAGAUUCUAUUCUUGAACACCUGGACAAAGUGGUGGGGAAGCUGCUAGAAAAAUGUAGUAAGAAGGCUGUCAGUAGAGCAGAACUUAAGCUUCCACUAAUACGUAUCAAGGUAGAUUACUCUGGAUUUACGACUAUAAAUCCUCAAAGAUUUGGGCAGAAAUAUGUAGGGAAGGUUGCAAACCCCCAAGACAUUCUUAUAUUCUCAAAGGCUGCAAAAAGGGCCAAGGUUGAAGGUACAAUUGAUGAUUCAGAACGACUUCGUCCAGAAGAAUUGAAUCAACAAAACAUAGAGGCUUUGGUUGCUGAAAAUAAUCUGAAAAUGGAGAUACUUCCAGUCAAUGAUUUGGAUAUUGCAUUGCACAAUUUUGUGAACAAGGAUGAUAAAAUGGCAUUUUACUCUUGUGUACAAUACAAUAUUGAUGAAACACGAAAUAAAAUUUCUAAGGAUUCAGAUAAUCUGAAAUUUGAUGAGGAAGAUUUAAUUGUUAAAUUUGGAGAGUGCUUGGAGGAACGUGUCAAGGAACGAUCAGUACGCAGCAAGGAACCCACACAGGUCCCGGCUGGUGCUCUGUCAAAGGAUUUCCAAGGCAGAAGUGCUGCUGGAACUGGAAGUGCAGUUUCCUUUAGUGAUGAUGAAGAUCCCAUGCCAAUAUCUGCCUCAAAGCCAAGCGCUAGAGGUCGGAAAGGGUCCUCUGCUGCAUCUCAAACUCCAAGCAGAGGAAGGGGCAGGGGCAGGGGCAGAGGUAGAGGCAGGGGUUCCAGCACCUUGAAGCAGACAACUCUUGAUGGAGCUUUAGGGUUUCGCCAUUCUCAGAGGCAUGCAUCAAUUGCUGCAGCUAGUGCCAUCCAAAGUGAUGCUGAUGAUGGGGAUAAUUUAGGCUCUGCUUCAAGUGACGAUGCCAAAAAAAAUGCAGUUGAAGAGAUUGAUGACAGUUCGGAAAAUGAGUCCAAGCUACCAGGACGGAAAAGGGCUGCUUCAAAGGGUAGAGGUAGAGUAUCUAUGCAGUCUUCUAAAAGGGGAAGGAAAUCAGAUAACUCUUCGAUCCAUAGAAUGCUCAUUAACAAUGAUGAUGAAGAUGACGACGACGACGACGACGACGAUGAUAAUGUUAUAAAGAGAUUAAAUAAGUCUCAACCUCGGGUGACCAAAAGCUAUGGAGCUCUUAGAAGGUGAAUAUUCGGUUAUAUGAUGUUUUCCACCACAGGCCUUGAUGACAAGAUCACAACUUAACAGGAUGAAUCAUCAGCUGCAUUACCUUGUACAAAAUAUAUUGGACGAGUCUGUCAAUUCGUUUAGUCUUGCCCUGGAUUCAAAGAUAAACUGGUGCAGUAUAUUGCAGUAAGUAAUGGUAGACAUGAGCUCUGGU